CUGCGCUCUCGUUUUGUGUUAAAUAGAAAAUCGAAUCACAACGAAACGAGUGUCAGUGAAAAUUUGUACCCACCAAGCAAACAAUGCUUUGAAUCGUGCAAACUAUUUCCAAAUUUUAAACAAACCAAACAUAUCAUUAGCCAUGUAACACGAAAUCAAUUCUACUUUGAGCAAAAUUAGACAGAAUUUACCUAGUCGUAUUAAGAGUAUAAGAAAAGAGUUUUAACAAAACAAAACAAAUACAAAUACAAAAUGCUGCUACGUGAAACGAUACGAUUCUUUUCACAACAUCGAACACUUUACUGUUACUUGUGUCUGAGUUUAUGGAUUUUCUUACUUAUCCUCGGAAUGUACAAAUACAUUAGCACUGCAGAUUCAAAGUCAAUAUUCAAUGUGCACCAGUAUCAGCCGUUUGCGGUCGAGGAUGAAGUGACCAAAUUGAAGAAACUGCAAACUGAUUGCAAUCCGUAUCGGUCAAUUGUGCGAAAAGAUGACGGUGGCAUUUUGGAUGGAUGGAAAUUGCAAGGUGUUUUAAUGUUAACUCGUCAUGGUGACCGUGGCCCAAUGGCUCAUGUGCGUGGAAUUUCAUCGAUUGAUUGUGGUGCUGGUCGUCAAACUAAUGUUCUUCUCAAUAAAUAUCGCACAUUUCUCCUAAAUACCACGGCAAAUGCUCCGGCUGGUCAUUAUAUUUUCAAUAAGAAUGGACCAUUCCACAAUUUUCCAUUGUUGCCUGCCUUUUCGAAAGCCUGUCUACUCGGCCAGUUGACCUAUAAUGGAAUUGCACAAAUGCUUCAAGUCGGUGAUCUUUUGCGUCAAGUGUACGCACAUCCAUUGGGUUUGCUUACGAAACCGCUUGCAAUGCCAAAACUUUCAAACACAACACAAACCCAGGCGGCAUAUCCGCCCGAAGAAAUUAUCAUUUAUUCAACACGUUAUCGUCGUACAUUUCAAUCAGCAAUGGCAUUGAUGUAUGCCUUUCUACCGGAACGUUGGCUAUCGCUAAAUUUGCAGGAAAGUCAUUCGUUGGCAUUUUGUUUUGCCGAUUGUGCAUGCCCCAGAGCCGAUCAACUAAAUAAUUUACUCGCCAAGGAAUUCGCCAAGCAGCUGAACAAACAUCCAACAAUUGCUGCGGUCGUUCAAUGGAUUGGAUAUAAUGUGUUACAAAAUCCAACGCCACGAAUGCAACCGCUUGAAGUGCGCGAUGCUAUUUUAUCAUUAGUUUGCCAUAACGCACCAUUGCCAUGCCGGCGAAUUACAUCCGAUUAUAUGGGAACUACGGAUAAUGACCGAACAUCAGCCGCCACAACAACCGAAUCGAAUGAUUUAAUCAACAUUGACCAAGAAGAUAACAAUGUGAACAAUGGGCCGAAUGUAGUUCAAGGUGACAGUCAAUCGAAUCGUAUCGUUGAUCCCGAUUCCGACUCAGUUGAACCGGAAAUAGAAGGUUGUGUUGAAGCAAGCCAUGUCGCCGCUUUAAUGUCAUACACUCAAUGGCAAGGCAAAAGGGAAGCAAAACACAAAUUGUCACGACAACAAGGUUUACUGCGUGCCUAUGGCCUCAUUCGUAAUAUUGUCUCUCAUAUGCUGAGGAUAAUUUCCGGUGAUAAAGUUAAAUUCGUUCUAUAUUCGGGCCAUGAUCGAACGUUUCAGUUUCUGUUGACCGCAUUAGGUAUAUACAAACCAACGGGUGAAAAAGAUCAACUUCCGAAAAUGUCCUAUUUUAUACCGUAUGCGUCGCGAAUUGCGUUUGAAAUCUAUAAAAGUGAUGCGAGCAACGACGAUAAUACGGAGUAUUAUUUUCGUGUUAUUAUCAAUGGCCAAGAUAUAACACGAAUGAUUGAGUUUUGUGAAGGUGGCCGAAGUCUACGAAUUAACAAAAAUGCCAGAGGCAACAAAGCCGAUCUAUGUCCAAUUGAAAAUAUCAUACGUUUCAUUCACGAUGAUUAUUUUACCCUGUUCAAUGCAACAAACCAAAAAGACGCCUGCUCCAUACACCAGAAUAACGAAUUUUAAAGCAAAUUUCUAUUUUAAUUCUACAAUCAAGACUACAACAAACAGAUCUCUAAUUAUGUGAUACAGCAAGAAAAAAAAAUCUUUGUAAAUAAAGGAAUCGAAUAUUCGAAAA
Molecule: messenger RNA, 2125 nt
Organism: Sitodiplosis mosellana (orange wheat blossom midge)
Lineage: Eukaryota; Metazoa; Arthropoda; Insecta; Diptera; Cecidomyiidae
Product: 2-phosphoxylose phosphatase 1
Exons: 2
Coding region: 253-2013 (586 amino acids)
Biological process (GO): dephosphorylation
Molecular function (GO): phosphatase activity
Source: RefSeq, a predicted model, not a curated record